AAUCUGUAAAUAUUUACAGGCCUUAGUAUCAGUUCAUUUGAAAACAGAUAUAGAAUUUACCCACGAGGCUCAGUAUGGAAUAAUUGAACUACUGAGGAUUCCAUCUGUGGCCCACAUCAGCCGCGUGUUGGGACUUUGUUUCACUCAUAUUAGGUGAAAACAAUUCAUGACUCUCAGGUGAAUUUUACAAUUACUCAAACUCAAGAUUACAGAGAUGAAAAGGUGAACCCCAGGGUGAAUUCAGUCAAACUCCACUAACUUUGGAGCAAAACACAGUAGUAGUGAUUCACUGAAGCUUUUUAAAAAUGCUCUUGAAAUUAUCACAGUAGGUUCAGUUCUAGCUGCUUCGUCUCAUACUAUCCACGAACGUCCACUUCCACACCAAUCAUCUCCAUGCCCUCCUUCAUCAUCAUAGUCAUCUUCCUCCCCAUGUUGCUCCCUCCCCUCUCUCACCUCAUCCCUCGCCCCCUCUACUGUUACCCCGACCAUCUCUAUCUCAACCUUGUCUCUGUAGAUUUAGCUCCAACCUUAGCAGUUCCUCUGAUCUGCUUGAUUCUCAUUCUGUUCUGAUCUCAGCGCCUUCAUGUCUGCCCAGGUGUAUAAACAUCAUCACAAAGGUCUAAUCAUCUUUCUAAUCUUUUAAACCUUCGCUAGAAAUAUUGACUUUUCAAUUCCGGCUGACACGCAUCCACUUUCUUCACCUCUUCUGUCCAUUCCUUGUUGACCUGAGGUACUUGAACUGAUCCACCUUCUUUCUCACCUUUACAAAAAUACACUGAGGUUUCCUCUUGCCCCCAAGUUCCACGUUUGACCCAUAUAUCCACCAUCUCUCCUCGGCACAAAUCUAAAUCUCCUUACAAAUUCACACAAUCACAAUAAAAAACCCAAGCAUCUUUAGUGCCACAGCUCAAUGUCCAGCUCUGCGUUAUUCAUCGAUAUUCCCACUUCUUUCCAAGCAUUUAUGUUUUUGUCAUUUAUGUUUUUCUCUACUCCACCAUUUCCCCACUGUAACCCAAAGACUUCUGGACCUGGAUUUAUUCACUACCUCUCCUCAUAUCUUAGCCUUUUCACCUGCCGCGCUCUGAUUCACACUAAUGUAUUCUGAGACACACGCACCGACUUCCUUCGGCCCAUUAAAUAAAGCACGCUGGUCCUAAUGCAAUGUCCGCUGAAUGCUAGUGAGCCACGGGGUGCAGCAAAUGCUCUGAUUGACAUUCAGUGCAAUCGAAUUUUUAUCUGAUUGACAAGCCAACCCAUUUUCUGCUUCUACUGAAACUCAAAGCCAGUGGAGAAUGGUAAUUGGUGUUCUGCUACUUUUACAGCGGUUGAUGUGGUGCCUUAAUACCACCAACAACUGAUGCUGGUUUGAUUAGUGUGGGGGGGGGGGUUCAGACAGCAGAGAUGAACAGCAUCUCAAUGAAACGCAGAAAGACAGGCAUCUGAUUGAUAUAUCACAUGAAUGGCAAAAACAUAUUUCCAAAAUUAAAAAAAUAAAUAUCAACAACUAGUCACGUUGAAUUGCCGUGAAAACCUUUCUGUUCCUAUUUUCCUCAUUUUUAUCACUUGUUUUGGAAACUCCAAACUUGGACCAUUUAUGGAUGUUUUUUUUCUUUUAACAUACAGCUUGAAUUUAAUUUGAUUUGAUUUAAUUUAGACAUUUGCCUUUAAAUCAACUCCGUACAAUCAACUUGAUAAUGUGUAGAAUAUACUCAACAUUUACCACAUAAAUGCACUGAUCCUUUAAAAUACUUAAAACUAAAAUAAAAUUUAAAAAAAAGACUUUCAGACAUUCCUAACAUCCAACUGGACCAAUCAAUAGGAUUUUCCCCAGGACUAUCAUUAAGGCUGCUUACAGAUUAACUUCAAUCAGAAUAAAUACAUAUUUUUAAUAAAUUCCUGUUUUCCCCAUCAUCCAAAUCUUAAUAUCAAAUAUUAUAUAAAAACGUUAUGAUGGAAGAACGGUACGUGAUGACUCAGCUAAUCUGUCCCUGGACCUGUGAUCAUUAAACGUGUCCUAAUAUUCACAGACAGGCUGCCGUUUGAUCUCCAGGCUGGCGGCAUACACUGUAUAUGGAUGACAUGGAACCUUUUGGCAGCGACAUGACUUUGAUGAUAAUGUCAUGAAAUCAGAAAGCUUCCAUCCUACAGAAACUAUCAUCAACUGUUUAUGUCGACAAGGUGAUAAAGCUCAAAGACAAAUAUGGUAAUGAUCAAUGAAAAAAAUAAAUAUCUAAACUCCAAUCAGGUGGCGUUUCAAUAAUCAGUCUCCUCAGAGAAUGUCAGCUUCCACAGGUCAUUUAUCACGGCUCAACAUUUGCAGUCAGAAAAGGCCACUUGUAGGAUUCAGCACGUGUAAUAAGUAAAUCUUUGCUCAGAUGGAUUUUGCUGCUGCACAGUCCUGAGGUGACAUGGAAAAGUACCAUACCUGCCAUUAAUGGUCACUGUGAUCGAAUGAGUCAUCGCUUCAGGACUCAAGAGUCAAGAAUAUUAUGGAUCCACCUCCACAUCCUCAGACGAGUCACACAGAAGACACUUUUAUCACAGCACUGAUGAUUUCCGCAUAUUUCCAUGAUACAUCCAUUAAUACCUCAAAGAAACUUAGUGGAAAACCUCGUGAAAGAAUACACUGAUGUAGCAACACAUGGCUCUUUAGGGUCUCAUUCAGCUACUGCACUGAUAAACUCAAGGAUGAUUCACUGCCUCUUCAGCUUUGGCUGAAUGUGUGUGUAGUAAACAGAACUAAAAAAAAAAACAUAACAUUUCAAUCUGGCACAGAGUGUCGUUCUGAGGUGCAUUAGCCUAAUGCAGUUUUGGUUUUUUGAUAUAUUCAAAACAGGUUUAUUAAAGUGAACUCUCCCAGAGUGAGUCACCAGAUGAACUCAUCGCAGAGGACAUUUUGGUCUCAUUAUUUUAGCUUUUCCCAUUAAUGAUAUUUAGUGGAAUAACAUUUGUUGUAAAUGUUUGUUCAGACGAGCAAUAAAAAAACAACUCGUCAGGAUCAGCCUGUGACUGGACACAGGUUUCUAUCGUCAAUCAAAACCUUAUAGAUGUGAAUUUUUAGCAGACGGUUUUAUCCAAAGGGAUCUAUAUGAGGAGGAUUAAUUCCAAAUCCGAUUUCUCGUAGCUGCACAUUCGCAGGCAUCGACACAUUUGAACUCAGUUGUGUGUUGUUGUAAAAUCAUUAUAAUUUUUUUGUUCCUUUUUUUUUUGCCUUUAAAUGUCACUGUCACACGACUGACUGUUUGACCUAAUUUACUUCUCCUCAGACACCCUUUUAGCAAGAUGGCAACUUUUAACUGCUCCUUCGAUAUGAUGUCCGAAAAAGGCGGCUGGCUGUGUCCUCUAGGGGAAACGUGUAGCAAUCUGACUACCUCGAUAAACAGCAGUCACGUCGACAUGGACGAAGCGUGUUUGAGCAGGUACCUAGAGAAGUACCUGGGUCUUCGUCGUUCCUCUGCGUUCCUCCCCAUCUGUCUCAUCUACCUGGUUAUUUUUAUGGUGGGAGUUCUGGGCAACGUCCUAACUUGUACUGUGAUUGCACGCAACAAAGUGAUGUGGACCCCGACGAACUACUACCUGUUCAGCCUCGCGGUGUCGGACCUGCUGGUGCUACUCCUCGGAAUGCCCCUGGAGCUGUAUGAGCUGUGGCAGAACUACCCGUUCCUCUUUGGGAAAGCUGGCUGCCACUUCAAAACGUUCCUGUUCGAGACGGUCUGCUUGGCGUCCAUUCUCAACGUCACAGCAUUGAGCGUGGAGCGCUACAUCGCAGUGGUGCAUCCACUUCGGGCAAAGUAUGUCGUGACUAGAACCCACGCCAAACGGGUCAUCAUCACAGUGUGGGGGGUGUCGGUGCUGUGUGCCAUCCCCAACACCGGUCUACACGGCAUCGCUGUCCUUCAAAGUCAAACCACAGGCCCCACUGGACCUGUGAACGUGGAAAUCCCAGAUUCGGCCAUCUGUACUCUGGUCAAACCCCUGUGGAUGUACAAUCUGACCAUUCAAGUGACCACUUUGCUGUUUUUUGCUUUUCCCAUGCUCAUCAUCAGCAUUCUCUACCUGCUGAUUGGGCUUCAGCUGAAGAGGGAGAAGAUGCAUCAGGCUCUCGAGGCAAAGUCGGGCUUUGGAAAGGACAGCUUUUGUAACAUUCGUACACAGCAGCAGAAGGCACGACGCCAGCAGGUGACUAAAAUGUUAUUUGUGUUAGUCGUGGUGUUUGGAAUCUGCUGGGCGCCGUUCCACACCGACCGCCUCAUGUGGAGUUUAAUUCACGACUGGACUGAUAACCACCUGGAAAUCUUCCAGUAUGUGCACGUUAUCUCCGGGGUGUUUUUCUACCUCAGCUCGGCCGUCAACCCUGUCCUCUACAACCUCAUGUCCACGCGGUUCAGAGAAAUGUUCAAGGAGGUCAUGUGCCACCGUCAACACCACGCAACCCCCAGGAAAUAUUCGCUCAGUGUCACCCGGGUGACGCUCCGCAGCACUCUGAGCGAUGCUCCACAAAGCAACGGAGCUGCCGCAGUUGAAGGCGAGGCAGAAGAUAGAGAAGCAAAAAUAAUAGAGGAGACCACUUUUUUGGCCUAAUGGCUUUAGGUACUAUGGUGUUCUCACUCUCCUGACUCAACUCCACCAGCUCAGUCCUACACCCUCACACACAGCAAAUGCAUCAGCUAAAAACAUAAAAGCCGAACAGAAGAAGCGCAAGGUCGAAAAACAUACUGCAAUAUCGUUGUGUAACUGGAACACCGGUUACUUUUAUGAUUACUUUGAAACUUUAAACCACAAACAGAACAUGGCCGCUUUCCUUUCUCCUAUUUACUUGUGCAUAUGUCACAGUGCAAACUAUGAUCCACUAUAAAAAUACAAUAAUAAUUCUCGUGCUUGUGAUACCAUCUCAACGACAAGCAUGCGUUGGUGGAGGCUUCAGCUUGCAGUCACACCUGGCUUGUGUAUAUAAUAUAUAUAAUAAAUAAAGUAUCUAACAUAUGAAAUAGGUUGACGGCUGACAGACACUUCUGCCAAAUGCAGGGAGUGUAAAACAAUUCAUAUUUGCGUCACCAAAGUUUUGAAA
Molecule: messenger RNA, 5068 nt
Organism: Cynoglossus semilaevis (tongue sole)
Lineage: Eukaryota; Metazoa; Chordata; Actinopteri; Pleuronectiformes; Cynoglossidae
Gene: nmur1a
Product: neuromedin U receptor 1a
Exons: 2
Coding region: 3283-4581 (432 amino acids)
Biological process (GO): neuropeptide signaling pathway
Cellular component (GO): plasma membrane
Molecular function (GO): neuromedin U receptor activity
Source: RefSeq, a predicted model, not a curated record